GUGCAUGACGCCACUGCCUGCAAAAAAUAAACAAGCUUUGGAAAACAGUCGGCUUGUUUUGUAGGCUACCUCUCUUUGCACAAUGACAAUUAUACAACGACCCCGCCCUCUUUGUCGUCUGAUUGCGCCUGCUCAGUCCGCCCCUCUGCUUUCUCUUUCUCCUUCACUCUGCCCUAUUGCGUGAGACCCAGACCGUUCUGAAACUCCGUGCAUCGCCCUGCAAACUAGAGUCAUGUCAGACAAAGGAGGAGAGAAGGCGAGACUGGUGAGGAAGGAGGAGGCGAGUCCAGCAGCACAGGCCAUUCAGAACAAAGGAGCUCCCUGUGCACCAUGUUGCCAUAAGGUCGCCAUGGCAGUUCCUCCUGCAUACUCGGACCUGGGAAAAGCAGCCAAAGACAUCUUCGGCAAGGGCUAUGGCUUUGGAAUCGUGAAACUGGACCUAAAGACAAAGGCCCAGAGUGGAGUUAUGGAGUUUGCAACCUCAGGCUCCAGUAACACAGACACAGGGAAGGCAGCAGGUAACCUGGAGACCAAGUACAAGGUGAAGGAGCUGGGCCUGAGCUUCACUCAGAAAUGGAACACAGACAACACCCUGACCACAGAGGUCUCCAUGGAGGACCAGCUGGCUAAGGGCUUGAAGCUGGCCCUGGACUCGUCGUUUGUGCCCAACACUGGUAAGAAGAGUGCCAAGCUGAAGACUGGCUACAAGCGCGACUUCAUCAACUUGGGCUGUGACCUGGACUUUGACAUGGCCGGCCCCACGGUCCACGCUGCUGCCGUGCUGGGCUACGAGGGCUGGCUGGCCGGGUACCAGAUGGCCUUCGACACAGCCAAGUCUAAACUGGCCCAGAACAACUUUGCCCUGGGAUACAAGGCUGGGGACUUCCAGCUCCACACCAACGUUAACGAUGGUACAGAGUUUGGUGGCUCCAUCUACCAGAAGGUGAACUGCCACCUGGAAACAGCCAUCAACCUGGCCUGGACGGCCGGCAGCAACAACACACGCUUCGGCAUCGGAGCCAAAUACCAGCUGGAUAAGGACGCUUCCCUGUCUGCCAAAGUCAAUAACGCCAGUCUAAUUGGAGUCGGCUACACACAGGCCCUCCGGCCAGGAGUGAAGCUGACUCUCUCAGCUCUGAUCGAUGCAAAAAACUUCAAUGCAGGCGGUCACAAGGUUGGCAUGGGCUUUGAGCUGGAGGCAUAAGGAUGGAGGGAAGAGGAGAAGGGGAUGAGAGAAGAGAAGGACACCUGACACAUCUCCACCUCUGUAUGCCACACACACCUCCUGAGUCUUUUGGCCAUAACCCUCUGAGACCUCCAGUACUGUUGAGAACCCAGUUGUUUUUUUGGUUCACCAUCUCUCUGUAUCAUCUCCUUAGCAAUACCAGUACGUAAAGAAACAUUACAAACCCUUUCACCAGAUAGUAUACUACUUAUGACUACUUCAUAUAGGGCUCUGGUCCAAAGUGGUGUAAUAUAUGGAGAAUAUGGUCACAAGUCAACCUUGUGUUCUACUUCCUCCCUAAAAGCAGACAUUUCUCCUUUUCUUUGUGAGAUGGGGUCGUAAGCACCUUUUUAGUAGGGUUUUAUUGUGUGGUAUAAUUUCACUUUGCCUGAGAUCAUGUAUUUAAUUUACUUUUGACUUGAAUGAGAUUGACAGUAGACUUUGUCUAUGUGUGGUACAUUCUAUUGAGUCUAUCAAAGCCAGCAGGGAGUUUAUUUGAAGGAACAACUUAUUUUUACAUUUCAUGAUGUUCCCCUGUCCCAGACAUAUAGACCUUUACAGGCCUUUCUGUGGGCGGAUGAUCACUUUCAGUGACACAAUGAUACGAGCAUACUGGAAUAAAAUGGGUACCGGUAGUUUAGAACUCUAUUAAAAAUAGGCGACUGGUUGAUUUCCUUUUUCCAAAUUCUCUUCUUGUGGUUCAGAGUUUUGAGAAGACAUAGAGCCAUGUGUGGAUAUUUUCCAAACCUCUUUGUCAUGUUUCUUUUUUGUCUUUUCAUCUUUGAAUUCUAUCUACCACAUUAUGUAAUGUUGUGUCUGUGCUCGGAAGAGGGAAGGUUGUUGAUAGUUGAAACCUCAAACUGACUUUAAGGAAUAAAGAAGAUUGUCAAACA
Molecule: messenger RNA, 2118 nt
Organism: Salmo salar (Atlantic salmon)
Lineage: Eukaryota; Metazoa; Chordata; Actinopteri; Salmoniformes; Salmonidae
Source: RefSeq, a predicted model, not a curated record